Impatiens glandulifera is the source of this 756-nucleotide messenger RNA. RefSeq names its product protein LURP-one-related 15-like. NCBI's taxonomy places the organism in Eukaryota, Viridiplantae, Streptophyta, Magnoliopsida, Ericales, Balsaminaceae. The record is from RefSeq and is a predicted model, not a curated record. The transcript has 3 exons. The coding region runs from base 1 to 756 and encodes 251 amino acids.
AUGGCAGAACAGGUUCCCGUGGUCGGACCAGAGUACUGCAUAUCGGACCAUCCAGUGGAGCUGGGGAUCGUGAGAAAGGCCCUAGCUUUAACAUCGGGAAACUUCAAGGUUACCGAUGUGAAUGAUAAUGAUUUGUUCAAAGUAAAAGUCAAGUGGUCUCUUCACGACCGUCGGAUCCUUCAUGAUACAGCGGGAAAUCCCAUUAUCACUCUCCGCCAGAAGAUCAGAACUAUGCAUUCAAGAUGGCAAGUGUUCAGGGGAGACAGUCACGACAAAAAGGAUCUUUUGUUCACGACUGUAACGAGCUCAUGUCUGCAGUUCAAGAUAAAGUUGAACGUGUUCUUAGUAAAAAACGAGAAAGAGGAAGAGCCUGAUUUUAGGUUAAAAGGAAGCUUUUCGAAGGGGUCUUGCAUCAUAUACACUGGACAUGGAAACUCCAAAUCCAUUAUUGCCCAAGUAAUAGUUGUUAUAUCAACACCUUCACUAAUAAAAACCCUUGAUAUAUCUAUUUUCUGUGUUAAAACCUAUCUAACGACGUCGUUAGAUCCUGAAUCCAAACGUAGACUACGUAGACAGAUGAGUAAGAAGACGACGUUAAAGAGUGUAAUGUUUGGGAAAGAUAAUUUUAGGGUGACAGUGAAUCCAAACGUAGACUACGUAUUCAUAAUUGCACUUGUUGUUAUCCUCGACAAUAUUGACACUAUUUGUAUGGAAGCCGCUAAAGUUGCUAAAAAUGCACUUUUAAAUGUGACCUAA